Cryptotermes secundus is the source of this 1956-nucleotide messenger RNA. RefSeq lists its product as uncharacterized. The transcript has 5 exons. Lineage: Eukaryota; Metazoa; Arthropoda; Insecta; Blattodea; Kalotermitidae. Bases 686 to 1237 code for a protein of 183 amino acids. The record is from RefSeq and is a predicted model, not a curated record.
UCCCUACUGCUCUGAAAAUAAUAUUUUAUGUUUUACAAUAUGAUCAUUGAGUGUUCUAAAAAUUGCUGUUCCAAAUACUUUUGCAAACCCAAUUACUAUAGAUCUUGGCCUGUAGUUACUAAUAACAGCCUUUUCCUCUUUUUUGUAUACUGGCUUAAUAAUUGCAUAUUUUAAUCUUUCUGGAUAUAGACCCAUGGUUAAUGACUUAUUAAUUACAUAAGUUAGAGGUUUACUAAUUUGUUGUCUGCACAGUUUUAUAAUUUUAUUGGUUAUGCUAUCAUAACCUGAAGAGUUCUUUUAUUUUAAUUUGUUAAUUAUACUUCUGCAAGAUUUUCGGUUAUUGAUGUGAAAUUUUUAUUAAAACUAUGAGCAGCUUCAUCAAUAUUUAUUUUUUUACUAUUAUUUUGAAAAGUGUGUGGUAGACGUUCUUUAUUAUUAUCGCUAUUAUUUCAGUGUCAAUGUUCCAGAUAGUUUUUAUUUUGUUUUCAGCUGAUGUAAUUAACUGAUUAUAAUAUUUCCUUUUAGCUUCUCUUAUUACUCUUCUUAAUAACAUGCAGUAGGAUUUAUGGUAUGAUUUAAAUAAAUAGUUGUAAUUGUUUCUAAUGAUAAUGAAGAAAGAUUCCUUCCAUCUACAGGAGAAAGCACCAGAAGAAAAUAUUUAGAAGAAAAAGCAUCACAUUUCAAAAUGUCCGAAACAGAAACCAGUAGGUCCGCUCGGCCAGAAAUAUUGAUGUGGUUUUUAAGCCGUUCAAUUUUUGUCUGGCAGCAGAUUGUUUUGGGUGCUCAGCGAAUUAUGAGAGAAUUGCAUACCUCUGAAUUCUUGGACAUGACUGCAGUAUAUUUGGUGCAACAUCCCAUAAUGGCACUCUUCCUUAUUUCUGUGGCAUUAUGUUGUGGAAUUCCAGUUUUGAUGUUUGUUCUAUUUGCUGUUCUGACAGUGGUUCUUACAUUUGCUGGAUUUAUUGUUGUUGAAGGAACUAUUUUGACGGUGGGCUCAGUAUUGCUGUGUGGAUUCCUGUUGGGCAUGCUUGUUGUGAUGCUGACAUUGGCUGCUACAGUAGGAGUUGCAUACUUUGGCUUUAUGGAAAUCUAUGGAUUGUUGCACAGUCAUCCAGAAAACAGCCCAGUAUCACAUUACUUGUCAAGUACUGUAUUGAAACCAGACUAUUCAGUCUGUCCCCAGAGAAGUCCGAUGAAUGUGAGCCAGCAACAGCAUGAUAAUCAUCAUGAAGAUUAGGUUCUACUCUUAUAACACAAUUCGAGUUAACAUAGUCUUUCAAUAGUUGAGAGAAGUAAAAUGUGUGAUCUUACAGCUGUAAUUAACCUGUUAUUGAAAUUACUCUGUUUAAAGUGACUUUUAUAUACAUUGAAGCUGAUUAUAGUGAGGAAAUAGGCUGAUGUUUGACAUGCUGUAUACUGAACAUUUUCACCCUUGAAUAGUAUCAGAACUAAUUCUCCUCUGUUAUUUAUUUUUCCAAACAGUAUUUUAUGCAUAUUUCAGGCUUUCACACAGUUCAAUACUAAUGUGGAUUCUGUUUCUGGGUGAUGGCACUCUGUGAAUGUAGGCUGUUUUACCAACAUUUCAGAGCUCCUUACUGUGUCCAGCUUCAAAGCAAAGUGACAAUGCAAUGGCAUCUGUCUGUAUAAUAUUGUAAAUAUCAGUUACUAAGUCUGUUAUAAAUAUCUUCAUUUUGAAGAUGGAGACAGUGAAGAUUUCCAAAAUGUUAGCAGUACUUUUAUCCACAUUGUGUUGCUGUCACAAAAAGGAUGCACAUCGGAAAUAAUUGAUAAGCCAUUCUUGAUGAAGUAAUUGCACUGAUUGAUUACUGGAUAUCUAAAUCCACUUAUUCAAAAACCAAGACAGAUAAUAUCAAUUAUUGUGAUGGCCAGAUUAAUCAUCAUAUUUUCCGGGGUUACAGAUUCCAGUCCUGAAUAAACCAUUCAUAUUUAUGCAUA